Molecule: messenger RNA, 2218 nt
Organism: Drosophila ananassae
Lineage: Eukaryota; Metazoa; Arthropoda; Insecta; Diptera; Drosophilidae
Product: angiogenic factor with G patch and FHA domains 1
Exons: 9
Coding region: 81-1916 (611 amino acids)
Molecular function (GO): protein binding; nucleic acid binding
Source: RefSeq, a predicted model, not a curated record
UUUGCAAUCGAUUGAUUUUAAAUCGUUACAGCUUUGCCAUCCUUACUUUCAAUUUACAAAAAUAGGAUAUUUUGAAAACAAUGUCCGGGGCCGCUGUUGAAGAGGAGGCGUCUGAGGCCUCCAGCGAACACGAUUUCAUCGAUCUGAAAAAGCCACACGAAUUGGAUUCUUGUGAUCAGGAGCAUCUUCGGCAGUACAUAGAGAAGCUACACAGCAUUAUCCGCAAAUAUGACAUCAAAUUGGCGGCCUAUAAACAAAAGCUAAGACACUUUUUGAGCCAGGAGACUAAGAAUUUCCGGGACCAGGCCAGCGACACCGCUGAAUCGGACUACCCGGACCACAGUUCCACGGAGAAGUCUAAAGAAGACAAUGAUGACUUGAAAGGAAAGAACGACGAGUUAUCGGCGACAGAUGCAUUCAGUUUCGUGGAUGAGAUGCGCCAGGCGGCGAAGCAUGCCGAGAAUCUAAACAACUUCGUAUAUGAGCCAACCUCGGGCAUGUACUACGAUCCCAAGACGGGGUACUACUAUAACGCGGAAUAUGGACUUUACUACGAUGGAAAUACAGGAUGCUACUACAGCUACGAUCAUGCCAAGGACUCGUUCGAGUUCCAUUCGCAGGCCCAGGUGCAGGCUAACGAGGCGGCGGCCGCGGCGGACAAUGAGGAUGAGUUCGAGGUGCAGUUCGAUGAGCAUGGCGGCGUCAUCACCGACCAGGACACGCUGGCGAAGAUCAAGUCCGAGAAGCAGAAGGCCAAGAAACGGGCCGAGAAAGCAAAGCGAAAGGCGAAACGGAAAAAGAAGAGCAAAAAACACAGCAAGAAGAAAAGUAAAAAGGAGAAGCGCCACAAGUCGAAGUCACGUCAUAAGGAUGCCGAUGACGAUGGGACCAGCCAGGGCGAGAAAAAGGAUGAGGCUGAGGAAGGGGAGAUCUCACAGUCCUCUGAUUCCAGCUCGGACUCCGAAUCGGAUAGCAGCAGUAGCAACAGCGACACCGAGGACAGCAGCGUGCCCAUCUUCAAGUCCGCUGGACGCUUCCAAGAUAUUGCCAAAAAGUAUCCACCCAUGCUGCGCAUUGUUGUCCAGGAGACCGGCUUGGAGGGCCUCAAAGUGGGUAGCCUGCAUCUGAUCACCUACAAGGGCGGCAGCUUGGGCCGCGAGGGCUCCCACGAUGUCAUCAUUCCGGACGUGAACGUGAGCAAGUGUCAUCUGAAGUUCCACUACGAGAACAAGUUGGCCAUCUACAAGAUCCACGAUGUGGGCUCUCGCAAUGGCACCAUUCUCAACGGAUCAAAAAUGUCCAGUGCUCCCAUGGAUUUGGUGCACGGCAGUGUGAUAACUAUUGGUCAGACAAAGCUGCUGUGCCACGUCCACGAGGGCAACAGCACCUGUGGCCAGUGUGAGCCCGGCUUGCUUAUCGAGACGAACGCCCAGACUCCGGCAACUGCCAAUGCUUCCUCGGGAACUGUUUUGUCACACAAGGAACAGCUGAAGAAACUGCAGCGCAAGUAUGGCUUGGAAAAUGAAAAAUUUGUGGAUGGCGGUGGCAAUGGUCAGUCCAACUCGAAUUACAAUGACAGAGCUGCCACAAGACGGGUGAAUGUGGGCAGUAGCACCGACAAGGAAAAGACUGAAGUGGCUUGUGUCAAUACGGAAAUCGGCAACUCCAAUAAGGGCUUUAAAAUGCUAAGCAAAAUGGGCUGGCAAAAGGGUAAUACCUUGGGAAAGACCAACGCAAGUGCUGGACUCCUGGAACCGAUCAACGUGGUGGCCAACGAGGGUACUAGUGGCUUGGGUAAUACCGACCCCGUCUUAUCCAGACCUAUGGACAAACGAAAGUUGGCCAACCUGAAGAUCACCCAGGAGCGGUAUCAGCGCGCCAAUGACAUUUUCGAUCAGUCCGAUAGUAGCAACUAAAGCACAGACUUCCUGAUUUGAUUUAAAGACGAUUCAAUUAAGUUGGAAACACAUUUAAUUAACAAUUACUCAAACAUAUUCAUAAGUGUGUGUGUGUGUUUAUAAUUGUAAGUGUGUAUAUACAUUUAGAUUCUAUGUAUAUAUAUAUAUUAAUUAAAAUCUUUCUAUAAGGUUAAGCUAUCAGUCAAUUAAUUAAUUUAGCUUCGCUUAUGAACGUCAGAAUACAGAAUAGAGAUUAUGUUAAAUAAAUAUGACGUCGCGUAUAGGUGUGUCUAUAAACUAAAUGCGAACGAAAUGCGCAU